GACUUGCCGGCCUUGAGCACGGGGCGUACCGGCGCGGUGUGCCGGCGCUCGCGCAUCCCCGCGUGCGACCGCGCCCGUUCAGUUCAAAUUCUACCGCCGCGUCCGGCAGACGCGGCUACAGUGCCACCUUACCCCAACCUACCCCUGUGCUUGUGACUAUACCAGUGCGUGAUACAAACCUCAAACAUGGUCGCCGGAGGAAAACAGAUGAACGUCCGUGUGACGACGAUGGACGCGGAACUGGAGUUCGCGAUCCAGCAGACCACCACCGGCAAGCAGCUGUUCGACCAGGUGGUGAAGACCAUCGGGCUGCGCGAGGUGUGGUUCUUCGGCCUGCAGUACACCGACUCCAAGGGCGAUCUCACAUGGAUCAAACUGUAUAAGAAGGUGAUGCAACAGGACGUUAAGAAGGAAAAUCCGCUGCAGUUCAAGUUCCGAGCCAAAUUCUAUCCUGAGGACGUCGCCGACGAACUCAUACAGGAGAUCACACUCAAGCUCUUCUACCUUCAGGUGAAGAAUGCAAUCCUAUCAGACGAGAUAUACUGCCCGCCGGAGACGUCGGUGUUGCUCGCGUCGUACGCGGUGCAGGCGCGGCACGGAGACCACAACCCCUCCGUGCACGGGCCCGGCUUCCUCGCCAACGACCGCCUGCUGCCGCAGCGGGUCACCGACCAACAUAAGAUGUCCCGCGAAGAGUGGGAGCAGAGCAUCACGAACUGGUGGCAGGAGCACCGCGGGAUGCUGCGCGAGGACGCCAUGAUGGAGUACCUGAAGAUCGCGCAGGACCUGGAGAUGUACGGCGUCAACUACUUCGAGAUCAGGAACAAGAAGAACACCGAGCUGUGGCUCGGCGUCGACGCGCUCGGACUCAACAUAUACGAGAAGGAUGACAAACUAACACCGAAAAUCGGCUUCCCAUGGUCUGAAAUCCGCAACAUAUCGUUCAACGACCGCAAGUUCAUAAUCAAGCCGAUCGACAAGAAGGCGCCGGACUUCGUGUUCUUCGCGCCGCGUGUUCGCGUCAACAAGCGCAUCCUCGCGCUGUGUAUGGGCAACCACGAGCUGUACAUGCGCCGGCGCAAGCCCGACACCAUCGACGUGCAGCAGAUGAAGGCGCAGGCCAGGGAGGAGAAACUCGCCAAGCAGGCGCAGAGAGAGAAGCUGCAGCUGGAGAUCGCGGCUCGCGAGCGUGCCGAGAAGAAACAGCAGGAGUACGAGGACAGACUCCGCCAGAUGCAGGAGGAGAUGGAACGUUCACAGGCGAAUCUCCUGGAAGCGCAGGACAUGAUCAGACGACUGGAGGAGCAGCUGCGUCAGCUGCAGGCCGCCAAGGAGGAGCUCGAGCGUCGCCAGAACGAGCUGCAGGCUAUGAUGCAGCGGCUAGAGGAGACCAAGAACAUGGAGGCGGCCGAGCGCGCCAAGUUGGAGGAGGAGAUCCGCGCCAAGCAGGAGGAGGUCAUGCGCAUACAGACCGAGGUCGAGCAGAAGGACACCGAGACGCGCCGCCUGCAGGAGGAGGUCGAGGAGGCGCGCCGCAAGCAGGACGAGGCGGCAGCGGCGCUGGCGGCGGCCACGACCCCGCAGCACCACCACGUGUCGGAGAGCGGCGCGGAGACAGCGGAGGCGGAGGGCGCGGAGGGCGCGGACGGCGACGGCUCGGACGGCGGCUCCGAGUCCGGCGUGGGCGAGCUGACGCGCGCGCCCGACGACCUGGUGGACCCGCUGGCCGAGCGCCGCACGCUCGCCGAGCGCUCCGAGCGCCUCCACAACCAGCUCAAGGUGCCGCACUCUACUACUCACUCACACUUACACCACACGCGAGCUGGUGGACCCGCUGGCCGAGCGCCGCACGCUCGCCGAGCGCUCCGAGCGCCUCCACAACCAGCUCAAGGUGCCGCACUCUACUACUCACUCACACUUACACCACACGCGAGCUGGUGGACCCGCUGGCCGAGCGCCGCACGCUCGCCGAGCGCUCCGAGCGCCUCCACAACCAGCUCAAGGUGCCGCACUCUACUACUCACUCACACUUACACCACACGCGAGCUGGUGGACCCGCUGGCCGAGCGCCGCACGCUCGCCGAGCGCUCCGAGCGCCUCCACAACCAGCUCAAGGUGCCGCACUCUACUACUCACUCACACUUACACCACACGCGAGCUGGUGGACCCGCUGGCCGAGCGCCGCACGCUCGCCGAGCGCUCCGAGCGCCUCCACAACCAGCUCAAGGUGCCGCACUCUACUACUCACUCACACUUACACCACACGCGAGCUGGUGGACCCGCUGGCCGAGCGCCGCACGCUCGCCGAGCGCUCCGAGCGCCUCCACAACCAGCUCAAGGUGCCGCACUCUACUACUCACUCACACUUACACCACACGCGAGCUGGUGGACCCGCUGGCCGAGCGCCGCACGCUCGCCGAGCGCUCCGAGCGCCUCCACAACCAGCUCAAGGUGCCGCACUCUACUACUCACUCACACUUACACCACACGCGAGCUGGUGGACCCGCUGGCCGAGCGCCGCACGCUCGCCGAGCGCUCCGAGCGCCUCCACAACCAGCUCAAGGCGCUGAAGCAAGACCUGGCGCAGUCGCGCGACGAGACCAAGGAGACCGCCAUGGACAAGAUCCACCGCGAGAACGUGCGUCAGGGCCGCGACAAGUACAAGACCCUGCGCGAGAUCCGCAAGGGCAACACCAAGCGGCGCGUCGACCAGUUCGAGAACAUGUAACCGGACACCGCCACCCACUCACGUAUACACCAUUUUGUACUUUUGAUACGUCACGUGACACGCCGCGUGAGUGGACCGACUGCGCCCGCGAGUCAUUAUAUACACCCUUUUGCCACACAUGUAAUGUUUGUUGUUGCGUGAGCGCACGCGACCGACACUGUCCUUUUAUUUACAAAUCAUGAAUUGGGCAUGCGAGGAGCGGAUUUAUCAUUACCAAGAUAUAUCUGAUUUUAAGGUUUUUUAAAUAGCUUAAUUUAACAUUUUAUUGUUCUCCUGCUUAUAGAAUAUUUUGUCUACUAUGCUGCCAUUUUUGAUAAACUAUGACAUAUAACUAAACCUUUUGAUAUUCUAAAUAUUGAAUUUUAAUUCAAAUGUUAUCAUAAUGGUAAGACCAGUCUGUUUCUCGCGGCUUUAAAAAAUAUUUUUGUAAAAUAUGGUAGUCCAAAAUAUCUUCCAUUAGUGUCGGUCGCGUGUGCGGAUGUCAAUACAAUACUCGCAAAUUACCUUGACCGGUCUGAAGUUAGUUCCAACACCGGCCUGUGCGCCUCCUUUCCCCCUUCAGUCUGCAACGCUGCUUGCAGCUAACUUCGCACCGGUCAACAUACAUUGCGCGUAUUGUGACAGAUUUGAUGAUCGAGCGUAACUUAUAUUCACGCACCGUCCGGGCGAAAGGGCCGGCAGAGAAAGCGUGCCAAUUUCACUGAAACGUUAGACCUAAACUCGCGACUCGCGUCGGCCCCGACAUGUAUUGUCAACUGUAACUGAUGAGGUCAAAUUAGUAUGUGGUGCUUACGUGUUACGAACAAUAAGGACUCGUCGGACGAUGUAGUCGAAACUAUAUAAUGUAAAUAUUGAUUAUUACAUAAUAGUAAUAUUAUUUUAGACCAUGUGCUAUAUAAUCCAUAUAAUAUGUAUACAUCUCGAGGGCCCGUCGCGGCGACGGACCCGCGGGCGACCCUACGGGCACACAGAUGCGUCUUAUAUUAUACCUAUUAUAAUAAAUUAAUUAUAUAUAUUUUUCUAAAUAUUGGAAUUAAUUAUUUUGCAAUUAUUCGGGAGGAUAGCGUACGAGUCAAAUUAGCGAGCUGUGUGCAUAUUGUUCAGCAUUUUUUUUUAUUAAUUCGUGGUAGAAUCGUUUUAUUAUAGUUUGUCUGUUGAUUAUUUUAGUGAUAUGCGGUUGUUUGUCGUGGGAUGUAGACGGGCCUCGGACCGGCGAGACCAUCACGCUCCGAUGUGGUGUAGGCAGUAGCGUCGAGUGUUUGACGACUGGAGUUUGCUCAAAGUGACGCGUCCGCAGUCUCGUCUGAGCGAGAAGAGCGAGUGGCGAGGGUAGGAGGAGGGGGGAGGGGUGAAAGGGAGGGGAGCGACGCCCCUUAUUUAUUUUUAUAAUCAUUUAUAUUUUAGAUAUAGGAGUUGAAUUAGCGCCUUCAAGUGUAAUGUAUAUGAUUCAGUGCGGUUCUCAUGAGUGCGCGUUGUCGCUGAUAUUAUUGAAUAUUGACUAUUGGUACACGUCGGUUGUCGAUCAUUUCCCGUUGUUUCAUUGUGUCUGAACAAAAUUGUCCACGUCGAGUAGAAGGCACACGUUCGUAUGCUUGUAGGAAGUGUAUAAUUUAAUGUUAAGUGAAUAAAAGGCAUUCCAUAAGUUACGAUGCGGUGGCGUCUUGAUACUUUUGAUAAACAUUGUUUUGAAAUUUGUUUGUUUGUUUGUGUGUACGUGCCAUCCGUCUCGCGCCCGGCAGCGGCCUUCACACACCGUGUCUUGGCAUUGUUUUCUAAAAUUAUACAAUAUACCAAGUUGCCUUCAAUAUAGGAUGAAUUUUUUUUCCAAUAAAAUGUUUAAGUAAAUAUAA
Molecule: messenger RNA, 4578 nt
Organism: Manduca sexta (tobacco hornworm)
Lineage: Eukaryota; Metazoa; Arthropoda; Insecta; Lepidoptera; Sphingidae
Gene: Moe
Product: moesin/ezrin/radixin homolog 1
Exons: 12
Coding region: 187-2910 (907 amino acids)
Biological process (GO): positive regulation of protein localization to early endosome; regulation of cell shape; positive regulation of early endosome to late endosome transport
Cellular component (GO): microvillus; plasma membrane; adherens junction
Molecular function (GO): cell adhesion molecule binding; actin binding
Source: RefSeq, a predicted model, not a curated record